ACAAAUGCAGGAAUGUCUUGUUCUAUAAAAUUUAAAAAAAAAUUAAUUUUGUAAAUUUUGGAGAUGACGUCAUCAUAUUGUUGGCGGGGAUGAUUAGACAAAUUUUGGUUAGCGUUUUCCCAUAUACUAGGUAUAUCGGAUUUCUAAUAUUCAUAUAAAAUUUGACAGCAAUUGGUCUGGUAAUUUCCGAGAUUAUCUAAACGGGGACGUAUUAAUUAAUACGUUCAUCUCGUAUUAUCACUCCACUGUAUUGCUGGUUGCAUACAUUGAAAUUUUCUUUUCUUUUAUAAAAGUAUUGUAUGUACUUCCCAUGCUCUGCGCUGUUUCCAUAGAAAGUGUCAUCGGAUGUUCCGUUCUGCAAAAUAUAUUUUAUAUUAUAUUAUGUAGAAUUUUCGCGGUAGGAUCCAUGUGAAAAGUGAUCAGCUGCAUCAUAUUGAUAUAAAGUACUUUAUUGAUCCAUGACGUGUGAAGUGAUAAACCUGCGCACUGAGUAGCAUAAAACACAAAAACGGAAACGAUAAUACUGAAACCAAAAGUCAUCAUUUGUUUAAGAAGAAUUAAACUAGAAUUUUAAAAUAAGAGUUCUUGUGUAACAUAUCAUUAACGACGCCGUCAUCGUUGGAAUAAUAAUAAUUAUAGUCACUGCAGUGUUUAUUUCGGUAACUUGGUAGAGGAAUAAACUAGAAAUGUCGCUCAAUCAACAGAAAAUCGUUCAUCAUUUAAAGGAUUCAGUCUCAAAAAUAACAAACAACAAAAUCGUCCAAGACUUUUUUGAAAAACAAUCUUUACAAAUAGUUCAACGAUUACCUGUGAGAUUCAUCAGCGAUUUUUUAAAAUAUGUUGAACAAUGCAUCGAUCGUUCAAAGAAUAACGAUGUACUAUUACUCGAAAAUUUGAAACAUUUUAACACAAAGUUUAAUAUCAAAAGAUCCAUUGUAGUAGCACCAAAAUGGAAUCGCAAGAGCACGAUAAUUUCAAAGUGUAGUAUUUCAUCACAAACUCUUCAUACAAUUUUAUCUAUAGAAACUGCAGAAAACGAAGAUGCGUUAUUGAAGCGUAUUGAAGCAUUAAUAGUACAUCUUCAGCAAUAUCCAGAAAGCAGAAAUUGUGCCAUAAGAGCAGGUGCAAUUCCGAUGCUGCUCCGAAUUAAUAAAAAAAUUACUAGCGACAACGUAAAAGGUGCAAUCCGGGUUGCUUUGGCCAGUUUAGGGUAUGCAAACCCUGUUGCUAGAAAUGGUAUUAGAAUUCUGUCUAUGGAUGGUGGAGGAAUUCGGGGACUUCUUAUUUUAGAAAUGUUAAAAAAGUUGGAAGAAUUGACCCAAAAAAGAGUACAUGAACUGUUUGAUUUGUUUUGUGGAGUUAGUACUGGUGCCAUCUUAGCGUUUAGUUUAGGUAUACAUCAUGCAAGUUUAGACGAAAUAGCCAAACAUUACAAAGACAUCAGCUUUGCAGUUUUUAAACAAUCUCGGUUAUGGGGAACAGGAAAUUUAGUAUGGAAUCAAGCAUUUUAUGACACAUCUCUAUGGGAAAAGAAGCUUAGAGAACAUUUGGGAACUAGUACCCUAAUAGAUACGAAUCGUAACUCGCACUGUCCAAAGUUAUGUGCUAUAUCAGCUGUGGUUAAUCAGUCCCAUCUGUCUGCGUUUGUAUUUAGAAACUAUUCGCCACCGUGGAAAGUCAAGCCACAAUAUUUUGGCAGCAGUGAACACGAAGUGUGGCAGGCGGCUAGAGCUUCAGCAGCAGCUCCAACAAUUUUUGAAGAAUAUAAGUUAGGGAAUUUUUUACACCAAGAUGGAGGCAUUUUAGUAAACAAUCCAACUGCUGUAGCUCUACACGAAGCUAAAUUAAUUUGGCCCAAUACUCCAAUACAGUGCGUUGUUUCGUUCGGAACUGGAAGAACCGUACCUACCCCUACAGAUAAUGCCAAACGUACACCAGAUGAUUCAAGCAACACUUCUUGGGCGCAUAAAUUUUAUAAAAUUUUAGACAGUGCAACCGACACAGAAGGAGUCCAUGUAAUGCUGAGUGAUUUACUACCCCACAACGUUUAUUACCGUUUCAAUCCAUAUUUAACCGAGAUGAUUAGUAUGACAGAAAUUAAUCCUCAAAAAUUGGAGCAACUUCAAAGAGACACCAUUAUGUACCUGCGAAGAAAUGAAGAUAAAUUCCAAGAAGCAGCUAAAGUUUUAAUUGAAAAGAAGACGUGUGUUCAGAAAUGUAAAGAUUUUAUCAAUUUCAAUCGAGAGAUUUAUAAUAUUUAAAUCAAUAAAGUUGAAAUAUAAAAUUUA
Zophobas morio is the source of this 2288-nucleotide messenger RNA. RefSeq names its product calcium-independent phospholipase A2-gamma-like. The transcript is spliced from 8 exons. Gene Ontology annotation, cellular component: membrane. The record is from RefSeq and is a predicted model, not a curated record. Gene Ontology annotation, biological process: arachidonate metabolic process. NCBI's taxonomy places the organism in Eukaryota, Metazoa, Arthropoda, Insecta, Coleoptera, Tenebrionidae. The coding region runs from base 687 to 2261 and encodes 524 amino acids.